UCUGAGACACAUCUAACAAAAAUGGCGUCCUCCCAGUCAGUUGGAGAAGGUCAAGUUCCUGUUAAUUGUAAAUUAUGUGAAACAAAUAGACCAAUUCAGUGGAAAUGCAUGGACUGCAGUAUUCUGAUGUGUGGUCAUUGCACCGACAAAGUACAUUCAAAAUUCAAAAAUGCAAAUGAUCACAAGAUUAUCAGUUUAAAAGAUGUAGGGAUGCAUAGGGAAGAGAUGGAUUUUACUAACAUUAAAUGUCUGGAACACACUGAACAAUUGUCAUGUCUUUACUGUAGUAAAUGUGAAAUCCUUGUGUGUCCAACCUGUAUUACCAAAGUUCAUAAGAAGCAUCAUUUAAUCGAAAUAAGUGAUGCAUACAAAAUCAAAGUAAAAAUAUUGAAAAAAGGACAAAGUAAAAUGCAGAAGAGUAAUUCUAAAAUGAAUGUGAAGAAAGACCAGCUCAAUAAACUAGUGUCAGCAGAAAAUAUAAAGUAUAACAAAGAAAAACAAAAUAUUCUAAGUCAUGAGAAAACCGUAAAAGAGCAAGUAGAACAAUAUUUUAAAGAACUCCAAAAAAAAUUGGAACAGAAUCAUGAAACUGUUUUAAUAUCAGUCAAAUCUGAUCUUAAUGCUAUAUCAUUAUUCACAAACCAGAAGGAGGACAAAAUUACUGAAGUCCAGGACUGUAUUGACAUUUCCAAUGCUUCUGAGUUCUUCAAAGAGGUCAAGAAGAUGGAAAAAUUCACUGAAACCCAAGAACCACGAACCAAGUCUAGCUAUAGUUCUUCACCAAAAUUUGUUCCAGGGAAUAUUAACCAAUCAAACAUUGGAUCAUUACAAGAUGAUGGAAACUUGUCAACAGAAAUAAACAUCUCCUUAGUCAUCAAUAAUGAGUAUCAGACUGAACUUGAUGUAAUAACAUUUGUAAGACCAUGCCUUGACCAGUCAAUUUGGAUAAGUUCCGGUUCUUUUGGAGUGUUACAGAGAGUAAAACCUGAAGGAACCAAUCUAAACGUGAUGUCUAAAUUUAACAUUGAAUUGUAUGGAAUGGCAGUUACCCCAUCUAAUCAACUCCUUCUGAGUGUUUUAGGGGAAACAAGGUUACAACAAAUCAGCAGUACUGGUACCCUGACUGAUUCUGUUUAUGAUGUAAAACCUUUCUAUCCCAUUGCCAUCCAUGUUGUCAGUGACAAUAAACUUAUAGUAGGAGCUUAUAAUCCUGAACUAAAAAGAAGUGCUGUGAUCAUUAUGGACAAGAAAGGAGACAAGAAGGCUGUAUAUGAACAUGAUAAACAUAAUCAACCGUUAUUUAUUCACCCUUGGCGUAUAACAUGUACCAGUAAUGGAAAUAUACAUGUAGUGGAUAGAAUUUCACAUGACUGUGGUGAAGUAGUGGUCUUGGGAAAAGUUGGACAUAUAAUAAACAAGUAUACAGGUAAUUCAACCAUCAACAACAGAAUCUUUCCACGACAAAUUGCAACAACACCAAGUGACAAUGUAGUUGUGAUGGCUACCGAAAGCUUGCACUUCCUCAAUGACAAUGGUCAUUUUAUUUCACAUUUCAAUAUGAAAAAAGUAGAAAUAAAAAUUCCAGGGUCCCAUGCAUUCAACACAGCUGGACAACUUUAUAUAGGAUGUGGUAAGGCUGCAGGUAGUAAAACUAAAGAAGCAAAGCUAUAUAAGAUAGACAUUGAAGGAUUCUAAAACAUUCAAACUUUUAUGGAACAGAAAAGUGCGAAAUAGUAUUAGGUAAUCAAUAUUCAUGUCACAUGACAACUGGACUAAUGAUGUACAAUAGAAUAUAGGUGUAAUACCACCAUUGAUUUUCCCCUAUUAGUCUUUGUUAAAUUUGCACUUUUCAAAAAAUUGUGCAGAAUUUAUCUUUGUUUCAAAUAAAGAAAUACUUGGCAUGAGUCAAGUUUUAUCCUGUCCAGUACUAUAGAAAAAAUUUCACAUAACAUUUCAUUGCAUAUAAGAAAAUAACCAUCACUGGGAGUUAACCAAUCAAAUUUCCCCCCUUUUUUAACCUGUGUACAAGCUUUAGUAACCAUGUAACCUCAAGUUUCCAAAAUAUUCUAUAGAAACCCCAAAUAAAAAAUUAAUUGUGCUUUGAAAUACCCAAGAUAUAUGUUUAUGACCCAGAAAUGUUUUACUGCAAUGAAAUGUAGGAUCAAUUACCUACAACUGUCAAAUUCAAGGGAAUAUUUUUUUUCGACCUAUUUUCGUAUGCAACCGGAUGUGACGUACUAUGAUUUGGUGGUAUUACACCUAAAGAAGACUUUUUUGUUAAAUAAACUGAAUGUGACUUUUUUCCUUUGUAAUACUGGUCAUUUCAAGCAUUCCUGUCAAGUUUUGUCAUAAUCAGUUCAACAGUUUGAGAAAAAUCUAGUAUA
Molecule: messenger RNA, 2384 nt
Organism: Mytilus californianus (California mussel)
Lineage: Eukaryota; Metazoa; Mollusca; Bivalvia; Mytilida; Mytilidae
Exons: 1
Coding region: 22-1695 (557 amino acids)
Biological process (GO): positive regulation of DNA-templated transcription
Cellular component (GO): chromatin; nucleoplasm
Molecular function (GO): zinc ion binding; ubiquitin-protein transferase activity
Source: RefSeq, a predicted model, not a curated record